Mesorhabditis spiculigera is the source of this 1674-nucleotide messenger RNA. The record is from the annotation of a GenBank genome assembly. Lineage: Eukaryota; Metazoa; Nematoda; Chromadorea; Rhabditida; Rhabditidae.
AUGCUAAACGUUGCCCUUUUACUAUUACUACGGUAUGCAAGAGAUGCCUCGGCGAGUAUGUGCCAAACGCCCCCCUCGCCCGAACACCCGAAUAUUGUUAUUUUAAUGGUUGACGACUUAGGAUACGGUGAUUUCCAAUCUUACGGCCAUCCGACGCAAGAGCGAUCGGAGGUGGAUCGAAUGGUGGCAGAGGGGACAAGGUUUACGCAAGCCUACGCAGCAGACAGUAUGUGCAGUCCGAGCAGAGCUGGAUUUAUCACAGGGAGACUCCCGAUCCGAUUGGGGGUAACUGGUGGGGCUCGAGUUUUCUUGCCGCAAGAUAUUGGAGGACUACCGAAGUAUGAGAAAACAAUGGCAGAGAUGUUGAAGGAAGCUGGAUACGCGACUGGUAUGGUGGGAAAAUGGCAUUUGGGUAUGAACAAGCACAACCGUACGGAUGGCACCUAUUUACCGUCACGUCGCGGGUUUGAUUGGGUCGGCCUGAAUAUGCCCUUCACGAAUAUGUGGGAAUGUGAUACGUCACAGAAAUUCAACUUCUACGGACCAAACUCGACGCUUUGCUUUCUCUACGACGGCGAUGAGGUGGUACAACAACCAGUAAACUUUGAUCACAUCACCGAUAAUCUCGUCGAUGACUGGAAACGCUUUUUGAGGUUGAGAAUGAUGAAGGACCAACACGAACGUCCCUUCUUCUUCUACUUCUCGUUCCCGCAUGUCCACUCUGCCCAAUUCGCCAAUGCUCGGUUCCUUGGAUCGUCGGUGCGAGGUCUGUACGGCGACAACAUUAAUGAAAUGUCGUGGGCGGUUGGGCAGGUGAUGGAUAGUUUGGUCGAAAUGGGCAUUGCAAGACAGACGCUUGUUAUUCUGAUGAGUGAUCACGGACCUCAUCAAGAAUUAUGUCUCAAUGGUGGCUCUACAGCUGGGCUGAAGGGAGGAAAAUCGAAUAGUUUUGAAGGUGGAUUCCGGAUUCCGUUUGUGGCCUGGCAACCUGGGACUGUACCGGGCGGCCGUGUCAGCCACGAAGUGAUCAGCAGUAUGGACCUAUACCCAACAUUCCGGGAAAUGAACAAGUGCGAAUAUGAGGCCAAACAACUGCCCCUUGACGGCAUCAAUAUCUGGGAUGAACUUCGAGGGCUCAGCACAGAAAAGCCGGGAUAUUUAGGACGAGCACGACCCAUCAUCUACUACUGUAACACCCAUCUGAUGGCCAUUCGAUUUGGAAACUACAAGAUCCACUACAAAACGUCACCAAUCUUCCACAACACCACAAACGAUCCGAAUCUUGCUGAAAAGUGUCCGGGCGGGAAGCCGUUUGAUGACUGGUACGUAUCUCAAAAGUGUCCAGAUGGGGAUCUGGUCACCCAUCGACCACCACUCGUCUAUGAUCUACAAUUCGAUCAAUACGAAUUGUAUCCCAUGGAGGACAACGAAUUGACACAAUCGUUGAGAAUGGAAGCCGCGCAACUGUUGAUAGAACACAAGGGAUCAUUAGUGAAAGUGCCGCAACAAUUGGGCAACUUCUCACUGGGUGUUAUCCCUUGCUGUGAUCCACCCCUCUGUCAAUGCGACAAGAUAAAGGAGCGACAUUUGAAGCAUAAAGAACAUAGCCUACGCACCAACUUCGUCCCUCUCAAAAAGGAGCUGAUGAGCCAGAUUUUGAUAAACAACGAUUUU